Molecule: messenger RNA, 1526 nt
Organism: Athalia rosae (coleseed sawfly)
Lineage: Eukaryota; Metazoa; Arthropoda; Insecta; Hymenoptera; Athaliidae
Gene: Mul1
Product: mitochondrial E3 ubiquitin protein ligase 1
Exons: 5
Coding region: 389-1417 (342 amino acids)
Biological process (GO): protein ubiquitination; organelle organization
Molecular function (GO): ubiquitin-protein transferase activity
Source: RefSeq, a predicted model, not a curated record
UUUUUUUUGUUUCACUUCUAGAAACGUUUAUGAUUUCAUUUGUUGUCACGAAUAUGUUGGUUACUGCUUAUAGAUAAUUUACCGACGCGUUGGCUUAUCAACAAUUAUAGAAGGAAUUCGCUAGAUUCAUCAUUAGCGUUUGUGGUUUAUUGGAGAAUGCCAUAAAAUGCCAUGUAAUAAAAAAAUUGAAAUAAAAAAGCGUUUUCAGAUUUUAAAUUCAUAAAAAAUUUGGGUGAUUUGUCAAAAGCGUGACCUAGUUAGAUAGGGCGUUUCAGUCAACGGAUCGGGUCAGUGUAACCCAAAUCAAAAACCAAAUUAUCCGGCAUGAGAAAUACUGUAAAACGAUGAAUGACACAAUUUCAAUAGCAAAAAGUGACAUAACCCCAACAUGGAAUAUUUGGGUGAACUAAUCGCACUGGGUGUUGAUAGCAUAAUUUUCGGAAUAUGCCUGAAACAGUACGUUCACUGUAAAAAUGCCCUCAAAGCUGUCAAGACUGCAGAGUUUCACGAGGUGGGUGAGAACCUCGGUAAAUUACUCGACGAGACAUCGGAUGGGAAAUUAGAUUAUGUAGCAGUCAGAGGAAUCAUUAAACCACUUGGAGAACCAUUACACAGUGUAAAUAAUAAAGUACUGACAGGAGUUGUACAAAAAUUAAGUGUCAAAGAACAUGUCGUCGCACGGACAACUACUGGCUUCUGGUCCGAUCAAGAACGUACGAUACAAGAAGCUUACAACAGCGUUCCGUUUGUGUUACAACGAGGCCACUACAAGGUGGAAGUCGUCGAUGCGCUAGCUGCAGAAAUUCUAGAUCUGGAUACAAUAUCAGAUUAUUUUGAACCCAGCACUCCAACAUUCACAGAUCAUCUUUGGGGUUUUUUUACUGGAGUUCGUCAACGAGGUCUUCAGUCAACAGAGGAGAUGUUGAGAGAUGGAGCAAUCAUCACUGGUAUAGGAGAAUUGUCAAAAACAGUAGCUGGAUCCAGCAAUAUCAAAUUACAACCGCCACUGGAUGGCGCACCAUUUUACCUCACUAGUAUGUCUAUUACUUCACUUCUCAGAAAAUUGGAUGAUCGCAGAAGAACAUAUCGAUGGCUUUGUUUGAUGUUUGGUGGCAUUGGUCUUAUCAUCGGUGGAAUAGUGGUUCGGAGAUACUGGAAGGAUAGAGAGGAAGACAGAUUAGCUAAACAAUUACGUGAGUCUUUGGCUGCGUCACGUAAAGAAAGAAGACAGAGAGUCAGAGACAGAGAUUUACGAGAAGAUCAACUGUGUGUCGUAUGUUGUUCAAACCCAAGGGAGAUUAUUUUACUAUCUUGUGGUCACGUUUGCCUCUGUGAAGAUUGUGCCGAGGGCAUCAUUACUCAUUGUCCAGUUUGUAGAGCCCCCAUCUCAGAAAGAGCUCCUGCAUAUAUAAUAUAGCUACAGCGUAUUGACGGUGAAAAAAUUUUCCAAUUAGUGACACUCAUUUGAACAAUGCAAAAAAAUUCGACUACAGUCAUUUGGAAAAUAAAAGUUUUAUUAAUUGUUA